Messenger RNA from Echinostoma caproni, 1119 nucleotides. NCBI's taxonomy places the organism in Eukaryota, Metazoa, Platyhelminthes, Trematoda, Plagiorchiida, Echinostomatidae. The record is from the annotation of a GenBank genome assembly.
AUGUACGUGGUAGAUGGCGAGGAUUACUGCACUAUUCGUGACGUGAACGACUUGGAAGAGGCUGUGCAGUGCAUGGAAUCGGGUGAAUGUGGAAGCAAGGUUUGCCGGAUCUACGCCUCACCAGACAAGACAGCGCAUCACACAAUUUUUGGCAUCAAACCAACCGCGGACCCGGAAGAUGUGAAAGAGCUACCGAAAAUUGACGAGUUAGAUCUCAAUUCGGAGAAUACGGCCACCGAAGAACAACCUGGACCCGGAUCAAACUGGGAGGUUUUGGAUCUGGGAUCGGAUUUUAAACCAGGGGAAUCCUCGGCGGAGGAGGUUUCGACCGAUGAACCGGAAGUGCAUGAGGAAGAAAAGCACAGCGAAGAGGAGGCGGUUCCUGUUCCAAUACCAUCAACCGCUGCUCCCAUUCCUGCUGAGGCGACCAGUACAACAACAUUGGAACCUGCUGAAGCAGUCGCCGUGGACGUUUCCAGUGCCCCAUCAGAUACCCCUGCAGUUGCCGCUGCUGUUGCUGCUGCAGCAACUGCUCCUGUUCCCGCUGUUCCUGUUGCAAGCGCUCCCGUUCCCGCUCCCACUCCCGCUGCUGCUGUAAUGCCACCCCAGGCGAGUCCGUUUUAUCCGGGUAUGUACGGAAUGGGCCAAUACUACAUGCAUCCAGGCGCAGCACCGGCAAUGCCAGCUAUGUAUGCACCCCAGUGGCCGGUAACCCAGAUGACUCCCAUGAUGUAUCCGGGAAUGGAUUAUUCGCCCAUGCAACCUGCUAGUCAAAAUGUCCCAUCCGCACCUGUCUUGUCUCAACAACUCCAGCCACAGUCUACACCGAUUGCUCCAACUCCUGCUGCAGCGCCAGAAGCAAAGGCGGUUGAUCCUAGUCUUAUGAAUCUGCAAUCGAAAUUGCGGAAUCUUAAAUGCGUUCAACCGUCCGCCGUGAAUCCUGAUUGUCGUAAAAAGGAUAAGUGUAGUAAAUCACACUAUAUGGUAAUGUGUAUGACCACACUCCGAAGCAUGGGUUAUACACAAGACGAAAAGACUCUCAGACAUCUCAUUCGAAAGAACAGAGGAAAUCUUAACGAAAUUCUGGACGAACUCAAUCGGUCCACGGGGACCGCAUGA